CCGUCGCCGUGGUGGAUGAGGAGGGAACUCAGCAGCUUCACGUCACCGAGGUGAAGGUUGGAGGACUGGCUGCUGCCAAAGGUCUGAGAUCUGGGGAUGAGAUUCUCCUGCUGAACGGUAAACCAGCGUCGGCUCUGGGCAUGUCAGACAUGCGGACGGCGUUCGUGAACCCCGCCCUGACCUUGAGCGUCAGCACCCUGCCCCACCUGGACGCCUCCCUGCUCUGCGUCCUGCCCCCCCGACGCUCGGACGGAGAGCAGGACCUCUGCACGGACAUCUUCUCUCAGAGCCAAGAGGACAUUCUGGAUGAGGUGUCAGGGCUGACGGUGGAGAGCCCAGAGGACAGCAUGGAUGAGGGGCCUCACCUGGCCUCUGAGCGCCCCGGAGCCCCCCUGGAGGAGGGCCCAUGCACAGAGACGGCACACAAGAGUACAGAGCAGGUGACUGCUUUCUGCCGCAGCCUCCACGACAUGAAUACCCCAGAGGGCCCCGUGUCCUCGUCCUCCUCCUCGUCCUCCUCGUCCCUCCCCCCCAGCCCCGUGUCGGCCAUGCCACCCCCGAUGGCCACGGGCACGGCCACCCAGAGGCAGCUCUCCCAUGCAGACAAGCUACGCAAGGUCAUCAACGAACUGGUGGAGACCGAGCGGACCUACGUCAAAGAUCUGAGCUGCCUGAUUGAGCGCUACCUGACGCCUCUACAGAAGGAGAGGUUCCUCUCCCAGGAUGAGCUGGACGUGCUGUUUGGCAACCUGGGGGAGAUGGUGGAGUUCCAGGUGGAGUUCCUGAGGACCCUGGAGGAUGGGACCAGGCUGGUGCCCGAGUUGGAGCGCCUGGAGAGGGUGGAGCAGUUUAAGAAAGUGCUGUUCUCACUGGGUGGCUCCUUCCUCUACUACGCUGACCGCUUCAAGAUCUACAGCGCCUUCUGUGCCAGCCACACCAAGGUGCCCAAGGUCCUGGCCAAAGCUAAGACGGACCCCGAGUUCAAGGCCUUCCUGGCGGAGAGGAACCCCAGACAGCAGCACUCGUCCACCCUGGAGUCCUACCUGAUCAAGCCCAUCCAGAGGGUCCUCAAGUACCCCCUGCUGCUGCGGGAGCUGUACUCGCUCACCGACCCUGACAGCGACGAGCACUACCACCUGGAUGUGGCGAUGAAGGCGAUGAACAAGGUGGCCAGCCACAUCAACGAGAUGCAGAAGCUGCAUGAGGAGUACGGAGCGGUGUUCGACCAGCUCAUCAACGAGCAGACUGCAGACAAGAAGGAGGUGGCUGAUCUCUCCAUGGGGGAUCUCCUGCUUCAUGCCACAGUGAUCUGGAUCAACGCUCCCUCCUCCCUGGUCAAGAGCAAGAAGGACCCAGAGCUGGCAGCCUUCGUGUUCAAGACGGCUGUUGUCUUUGUUUACAAGGACUGCUCCAAGCAGAGGAAGAAGAUUGGCGCCUCUCAUCGGGCGUCCGUGUCAGAUGAGAGGGAUCCAUUCCGCUUCCGUCACAUGAUCUCCACGGAUUCCCUUCAAGUCCGCGCUCUCGCCAACUCUGAGGGCACGGCGGUGUGCGAGAUCGUCCACGUGCGAUCCGAGUCCGAGGGAAGGCCGGAGAGAACCUUCCACCUGUGCUGCAGUUCUCCAGAGAGUAAGAAGGACUUCCUGAAGGCGGUCCACUCCAUCCUGAGGGACAAGCAGAGGCGCCAGCUGCUGAAGACCGAGUCCCUGCCGCCCAAUCAGCAGUACGUGCCCUUCGGAGGCAAGCGCCUCUGCGCCCUCAAAGGAGCGCGUCCCGCCAUGAACAGAGCCGUCUCGGCACCUUCUCGGACCCUGGGCCGCAGGAAGCUGGUGAGAAACCGCUUCACCAUCGACACCGACAUCGUUUUCCACGGCAACAACAACGGCGGCGACUCGGACCCCUCCCAGCCGCCCUCCGAGCACCCCCUGCUCCAGGCUCACAAGUCCCAGGGCGGGGGGGACACCGACCGCUGGGUGGAGGAGCAGUUUGACCUGGGCCGCUACGACGACCAGGGGCCACGGGGGGGGGAGGAGGAGCCCGUGAAGGAGACGGACAUUUUGAGCGACGACGACGAGUACUGCAAGUCGGUCAGGGCGCCGUCGGCGGAACCCGGCAACCUGGAUGGGAGGCUGGAGGGCCUGUCUCUGGAGGAGGAGAGGACAGAGGGAGCGGAGAGGGACGCGGAGGAGGAGGAGGAGGAGAAGAUCUAUGGGAGGGAGGUGGGGAACCAGGAGGGGGGAGGAGGUGGUGCCCCGAGAGACCAGGGGGAGGAGUUUGAGGCCACAACCCCUCCUACAGGGGAGGGGUCCUCCCUGUCGCCGUGCGCCCCCGCCCAGCGGCCCCAGGCCUCCCCGAUGAAGCUGAGCGCCCUCAGGAAGCAGUGUGCCGUGGAGGGGGCCACAGAGGGAGACUGUGAUGUCAUUUGGGUGCGACGGGACGAUUAUGCCAACGGACGCAACAGUGAUGUCUUCUGAAGGGGAGAAGUUGCCAUGGAGAGAUUGUUUGAUUUGAUUUGAUUGAUUGAUUGAUUUAUUGAUUGAAAAGCAGAAAUGUGACUGUGUUUGUUCACUCAAGCUUUAAGAAAGGAGGUUUCUGAGGACGAGACGAGUACAGAAGGAAAAAGGCCUUCUCCUUUUAAUGUCCACCUUACUCCCCCCUCCGCCCCCGCCUCUCCCCUCCACCCCUCCAUUCCUCCACAUCCCCUCCAUUGUGCUGACAAUCCAGGGACACUGUACGAUGCUCCAGUGUUCAGCCGUUUCGUGGCCCCAGCUUUGAACCAGGUGGUGUGGUGGCCAGGUCAGUCGUACACACACACACACACACACACACUCUGAGUGUUUACUCACCUGUGGAACAGUCACCGGAUCUAUGAACUGGAUAACACGCGUGCAUGUGUACACGCACACCAACACAAAGCGAGAAUCAGAGACUCCAGGCAGCUUACCGUACCAUCCACACGCACACACACGCUCGACCACUAGAAAUCACUCGACUUUGACCUUGUUGCCAAAAAGGGACCUUGUUUUAAACACAGGAAUGUGGGUCUUAUUUUGCUUCUGACUCUGAAACUGUGCUUGUAUCUUGUAACACUCAAGGGCUGUGUGUUCAACUGAAUCUUUCUUCAGGGGCUUUUGGCUUAAGACUGCUGUGUAUACUGAAACUCUGCUAGCUUUACUGCGCUUUCACUGUUUUACUGAUUAGCGGCUGCAUUCCUGUGAAUGUCCGGGAGCACAUUAGCACAACGUCGUCCACCUACCUACCUACCUACCUUUUUUUUUUUUUUUUUUUUCGUAAAAUGAGCAUUUCUUUGGAACACAUCCAUGUUUCUCAUAUCAUUUUAAGCAUUGGUUUUGCCUGUAGAUAAAAUCUGCUGAUUUUACCAGUGUUGACGCUUCUAUUGACAUGCAAUUCAACUAUCCAGUAUUAAUAUCCGACUCUUCUCAUCAAAAGAUGAACUAAUAAUCAUAAUAAAUAUACCAAUCCUGUUUUACUUGAAUUUUCUUUGAAUUGAUUUAGACAGAACACAAACCCUGGCUAAUUACUGACCUAUCGGCUUUAGUUUCAGUAUGGAACCAUAACCCUGCUCUACCCUAACACAGCUGUUCCUGGGCCAACACCCACACAAUAUCUCAGAGCAUGAGACUGCUGAACUAAGAUCAGUCUUAACAAUUAGAUGACAUUGAUAACUGCAGAUAAUGGAUAAUAUGGACUGUGUAACGAUCUGAUCUAAGGUCCUACUCUUGCUUUGUGAAUAAGGGUCUCUGGUCUGUCUGCUUUCAUCAACAGCAUGACAGAAGAAACACACUCAGAAAUCUCUCACUUUCCUUCCAACUUGAAUUGCAGUACUAGAUUCUCCCACUAAGCUGUGCUGUCUCAAACCUACAUACUUACAAAUACUGUACAUACAAAUACUCUCGCUCAAUAAUUAACCACGAGUUGCAACUGUGGAUGUUUAAGAUGAUGCUGAUACUCUGAAAAUAUGUUACAUCCAGAUACAGGCUUCUAUGAAAGAAGCUUCGAAAGGUUUGAUGUUGUUCUCUUCUGUUUAUCAUGAUGACUUGUUAGGUUUAGCACACAGGGUGACAACAAAACUGUAUUUUUUAACCAGUAGGACCUAUCCCUGAGAUUGUGAAGUACAAUCACGUGUGUAUAGAGGUGAGACUUGUGUGAGAUCCUUGACUUUUCCCUUUGCAUUUUUAAACUGUGUUGGUACAUAGGACUGUGUAUUAUCAUUAUUAUUAUUAUUGUCAUUGUUAUUAUUGCUAUUAUUAAUAUUAUUCUUAUUCUUAUGAUCAUGGAAUAAAUUUUCUAAACGUA
Molecule: messenger RNA, 4314 nt
Organism: Osmerus eperlanus (European smelt)
Lineage: Eukaryota; Metazoa; Chordata; Actinopteri; Osmeriformes; Osmeridae
Product: rho guanine nucleotide exchange factor TIAM1-like
Exons: 15
Coding region: 141-2471 (776 amino acids)
Biological process (GO): small GTPase-mediated signal transduction; positive regulation of axonogenesis; activation of GTPase activity
Cellular component (GO): plasma membrane; synapse; cytosol
Molecular function (GO): guanyl-nucleotide exchange factor activity
Source: RefSeq, a predicted model, not a curated record